GAGCAAUUUUGCGCCUUUGGCAAGGCCGCGGCGUCCGAGCGCGAACGCCGCACACAUCGCGUAGUUGCAUUAUCAGUACGGCUAGAACAAGCCCUUAACGCGCUCUGGCCGAUCUGUGCUGCGCCCGCUCCAGAUUUGGAAGCGCUCUCCUCCAAGCCUGCCCAACACGCCGCCGCCGCCGCGAGCAGAGAUGAGCGCCGAAGAAGCCCUGACCGCGCGCUUGGCGGACCUGGAAUCGGACAGCUUCCAGCUCAAGCUGAGGAACUAUUAUUUAGAAAGACGCGUCUCGAAGGAACUCGGAGGCGAGCGCCGCGGAGAAACGGCACUUCGAGGAUUGCUGGCGACGGCGCCCGAGACGCCUCCUCGAAGGCGAACUACUAGAGACUACGACGACGAGAAGCCGUCGAGGCGGCGCUCCUGGCGGACCACUGAUGUUUCCGAGACGAGCAAAUUAAGAGCCUUGGAAAGGCGAUUGGGCGCGGCCGAGGACGCCCUCGACCGCGAGCAGCGGUUAAGGCAGAAGGCUGAAGUGGCGUUGGAGGUCGCCCGAUCAGAAAGGGGCGUCGCCGAGGCGCGCGCCGCGAAAAGACAUGACGUCGACUUUGAGAAGAAGACGCGGGCGGUCCGGGACGAGGUGGAAAGGGUCAGGGAGGAGGCGGCCGAGGCGCGCCAAGCCGCUGCAGACGCGAACGAGCGGGCCGAUGCCGCCGACGCGGCGUUCCGGGCCGUGUCCGAGGAUUUGCGACGCUGCGAAGAUGAAAGGACACAAGAGCGGGAAAAAGCGGAGGAAUUGGUGGCCUUCGAGGCCGAGCAGAUCGCCCACUUGCAGGAGGAGCUCGCGUCGCACCAGCGGCGGAGUACGACGGACACGGCGACAGCGACGUCGCCUCGAGGAACGGCGUCGCGGACGACGUCGCCGCGGACACCUAUCAUAGCCUACAACCCCACGACGGCGACGACGCCCGCCGCCUUGGAUAUCAUGAGCGCCAUCGACGCGUCGUUUUCGUGGCUGCCUAGUACAACGGCGCCGGCCUCGGACGUGCGCUCAGAGAUCGCGGACCUCCACGCCGAGGUGAGAAGGCUGCGCCAGACGCCCCAGGCCAACGGGACGGACUUGCGCAAUGAAUUGAGGGAGUUGAGGGACGAGGUGCGCGCGCUGUCCGGUUCUCAAGCCGACGGCGACUCUAUCAAUCAACACGCUUCAUCAUUAUUCGGCGACGACCCCCUCGCGGGGCCCCAGUGGCCCGACGUCGGCCGGAGGGCGACGCCGGCGAACGCGUCUUCCAAAUCGCGGGCCCAUUGGUCAGUCACGCCCGCGGCUGGUGUGCACUCUCCAGAAUCUCCCAGACGGCGCGCGCCGCCGCGGCGCUUCUCCGAGCGGAAGCGGGACGCGUGGCCGCCCGAGGAGUCGUCCGUGCCUGGUUUGUUCGGGGACGACGUGGUGGGGCGGUAAGUGGCUUUUCUUUAU
Pelagomonas calceolata is the source of this 1468-nucleotide messenger RNA. Lineage: Eukaryota; Pelagophyceae; Pelagomonadales; Pelagomonadaceae. The record is from the annotation of a GenBank genome assembly.